Notodromas monacha is the source of this 530-nucleotide messenger RNA. Lineage: Eukaryota; Metazoa; Arthropoda; Ostracoda; Podocopida; Cyprididae. The record is from the annotation of a GenBank genome assembly.
AUGGUUGAGGAGAACGGAGAUGCGGUCGACUUACCUUACGAGGAAAAGUUGAAAUACUGUACUGUGAUCGCGAGUCCGAUGGCGUCUGAGAAAACGACCAACAAGUUGAUGAAGAUCGUUCGGAAAAGUGUCGAUCUGAAGUCAAUUUACUCCGGAUUGAAGGACGUGCAGAAAGCUGUGCGCAAAGGAAAGAAAGGACUGGUGAUCCUUGCCGGCGACGUGAGUCCCAUUGAAAUCAUGUGCCACAUGCCGAGUUUCUGCGAGUCCAAAGACGUCCCUUACGUGUUCGUCCCUUCACGAAAGGACCUGGGCAUUGCCUUGAAACGGCAACGACCUUGCAUCAUGGUGAUGGUGGUAGAGCAUGAGGAUACCCAAGACAGGUUCCAGUCCCUUGUUGCAUCUGUGGCCAAGCUCCAACCUCACCAUGAACCUCUACAACUUGAGACCUCAUAAUUUUUCUUCGGGCGAAUUCCAUUGUUUUCUAGACUGCGUGCGGAUGGUGAAUGAAAAAGUGCACGUUUCUUCUUGGG